This is a messenger RNA of Fusarium verticillioides 7600, 1104 nucleotides long. RefSeq lists its product as hypothetical. Gene Ontology annotation, molecular function: phosphatidylcholine lysophospholipase A1 activity. The record is from RefSeq and is a predicted model, not a curated record. Lineage: Eukaryota; Fungi; Ascomycota; Sordariomycetes; Hypocreales; Nectriaceae. Bases 142 to 912 code for a protein of 256 amino acids. The transcript has a single exon.
UCUCCAAUUUUUGGCACAGAUGGGCCCUCGUCAACCAUCGGCGGUGACGUGGAGGACAUCCAUCCGACUGGGGCUUGGAACCCCUCCUCACAGAUCCCGGCAACUUGACCAACCUCAUCUGUUUCUCUUGCCGCUUGCACAAUGCUUUUUCGGCCAUUGACUUCUCGGUCAUGCCGGUUGCUUAUCACAGGGCAAUGCGCUUCUCGAAUUCACGUCACCUCCACAACUAGCAACAAGGUAAACCAGGCAUCGGUCACCCUUUACAGCACACAGACAACGCCGCCGAAUGUUGCGUUACGCCUGAUGCCGCUGGGAGGCUCAGUCACGUAUGGCGUUGGAUCUUCGGAUGGAAACGGAUACAGGAAGCUCCUGCGAGAUCUCCUUCUGGCCGACGGGUAUGAAGUGUGUAUGGUUGGUUCACGCAAGGCUGGAUCCAUGCAUAACAACGAAAAUGAAGGUUGGCGUGGCUAUCGGCUUGACCAGAUCGAAGGUAAAGCAAGACGAUCGGUCGCGACUGUCAAACCGAACCUCUUCACAAUCAACGCUGGAUCCAAUGACUGUAUCCAGAGCCAUAAGCUUGAUGCGUUCGGGCGCCGAAUGGAUGAUCUGCUCGAAUAUUUAUGGGAGAUCUCUCCACUAUCAACAGUUAUUUUGUCAACGUUGCUAGUAAACGAAGACAAGCAAGUCAACUCUCGAGUUCAAGAAAUCAACGGUCGUCUCCGGAACCUCGUUGUGUUGAAGCAAGCAGAGCAAAAAAAGAUAAUUCUUGCAGAUAUGUAUUGUACCAAGGGCUCUGAGAUUGAUGAUCUAUUGGAUGGCACACAUCCCAAUGAUGAUGGGUACAGCAAGAUGGCGCAUGUUUGGUUCAAUAGCAUAGCAAAAGCCCGGGCAAACGGUUUCUUUCAUAAAUAAAGACAGCCGGACGACUUUCAUCGAAAUGUCAAUUAUUAAAUUGAGCCCUGUCCUAACCUUCUAAUUGUUUGAGAAUUUUCGACUGGCCUGAUAAUUUCCAUAGUCUAUUUAACAUAGAGGUAGCCACAAGGUUGAAAAGAGACAGAACCAGCUUGAAUAAAUAUGCACUAUUGUAAUAUAUUUAGUCUACCC